AUGGAUCAACAACCACCACCACCUCCAUCGCAUAGUACAAGCCCCCACUCACAGCAGCACCAGAUGAAAGUGAAAGUGUAUUACUCUUUCCGAGGUGGAUCAACUACAAGAUUAGCUGCCUUUUACUUGUCAACAGCCGACAAGGUGUCUAAUGGCUUUGUGCCUGUACCUCUUAAACGUUGCCUUUGGUCCAUCUUCAGCUCAAGUCCCGACAUGAUCUGCCAGGAACAUGAUUUAUCGGUGUAUACAGCCAAUUUCCAAGAAACUUGCACCGCAUUGAAUGAUAAGCAGCAAGGUCUCAUUUGGGAAGGCCAAGGAUUAUUAUCAUGGAUCAUUGAUGGUCCUGACAGUAGCCCCUCUGCCGGAGAUAAGACAAUACAAGGCAAACAUGUGGAUGCCAAGGUUCAUGGUGGUGAUGAUCACAUUCAAGUCCACAUUGAAUUACAACCUACAUUCAAGUGGGGCAAGGAUGAAUUUUACAAUGCUCUCAGAAACCAAGAUUUUGACUGUUUCAGAAAUGCACCCCGAUCACCACGACCAUUGUCGGCGUGCAGCUGUGGCAUCAAUGCCACAUUGCAGCAACGACAACAACAACAGCCACGUCCUGCAUCGGCUGCCAUGCUACAUUUUAACAACUCUCCAUCAUCGCGUGAUUCUACAUUAUUAUCAACCGACAGCUCCUCAUCCUCUCCUUUUCGCCCUCGAUCCUCUUUUGAUGCUGACCAUUUCAACCAAAAACGUGAUCUGUCAUCAUCACCAUCACCACCUGCACCCAUUCUCCCACCUCCCAACACCAACAAUAUCACAUCGAGCACCCAACUUUUCCGACCAGAGCCUAUUUUCCCUGGCAACGAUAUUAGCAGACCCUUUAAACGCUCACGGAUGUUGUCUCCACCACCUCCCAUUAUGCAACAGCAUGAGGAAACAAAUGACCCAUAUCGUAGACGCGUUGCAACUGCUGAUGGCGCUUUUCCAGAUAGAUCAGGGGUUGCUGGUGCAUAUUACACAACUUCACAACAACAACAUGGUUCUCCUCAUUAUCGCUCAAGUGAUCCUGUUACACCCCCACCAGGUAUUGCUGCAACCACAGCCGUCAGCAUUCAUCAUGAUCCUAUCAUGACACAUCAACAUCCAGAACGACGAUCAGCAUUUACACGUACCAAUACAACAGCCAUUGUUAAAAAGGAAGCCAUGGACGUGGCACAAGGUCCAUAUCAUCACCAACAUUAUCCUCCUACUGCUGCUCCUACUACUUCUUCCAUACCUGUCAUUUACACACCGAGCAACAAGAAGCGUAAAAAGAACCAUGAUGGUGAUCAUUUACGCAACAAUGCCAAGAACCCUCCUUCUAUGACCCAACAAGUUAGCACAGCUGUACGCACCUACUAUGAUGUGGAGCGUGAUGCCAAUGGCAACUAUGCUUUACCCGUUGAAAUUGAUUCAUGGACAGUGGUAGACCUCGGUACUAUCGUAUACGAUCGCCCUGCUUACCAUAAUCAACGAUACAUUUACCCUGUCAACUACACCGUACGCAAGUGGUAUCGCAGCAUGGUGGAUGCCAAGAGUGAUACGCAAUACACAUGUCGCAUUUUGGACAACGGAAGUGAGCCAAAGUUUGAAGUCACUGCUGAUGAUUGCCCAGUUACCUAUUCAGGGCCAACACCGACCACCGUAUGGACCAUCAUUGUCAGACGUGCAUUUGCCAUCCGCAACCAGGAAUAUGGACACAACCCUGUUGGGCCUGACUUUUUUGGUUUACGUAAAAACACCAUUGCAAAGAUGAUCCAAGACUUGCCCAAUGCUGAAAAAUGCUCACAAUACGUAUGGCAAACAUUUGAACCCGCACGCUUCAACAAGCCUGGUCGCAAUCGACGCCGUACCGAUCCAAUGGCCUUGUUGGGUGGUGUCAACUAUAGCUUGACAAGUACUCGUAGCUUGUUUCCGCAUGCACAUCAUGCUGUAGGGGACUAUCCACGUGAUCCUCAGCCUCCACCAGAGCCAUCACCACAUACAGGUGUAUCCAUGCGUUUGCAUCUUGAACAACAACGAAGGGAUAAACAACAAAGAGAAGCAGCAUUAGCCUUAUCACCGCCACAACAACAACAACAUCCAUCUACAUCCCCACCUUCACCUUCAUCACCCUUGUCAUCACCACCAGAAAGUCGUCCAACAACAACGGCAAAUGCUGCUCCUCUUUUACCAUCGCCAACAUCACUUAUCAAUUAUCACACCCCUUCAACAUCUAGCACUUCAGCCAUCAAGACCGCAUAA
This is a messenger RNA of Lichtheimia ornata, 2271 nucleotides long. RefSeq lists its product as uncharacterized. NCBI's taxonomy places the organism in Eukaryota, Fungi, Mucoromycota, Mucoromycetes, Mucorales, Lichtheimiaceae. The transcript has 7 exons. Gene Ontology annotation, biological process: regulation of cell cycle. The record is from RefSeq and is a predicted model, not a curated record. Gene Ontology annotation, cellular component: nucleus. Bases 1 to 2271 code for a protein of 756 amino acids.